Molecule: messenger RNA, 2085 nt
Organism: Rasamsonia emersonii CBS 393.64
Lineage: Eukaryota; Fungi; Ascomycota; Eurotiomycetes; Eurotiales; Trichocomaceae
Product: Protein phosphatase regulatory subunit (Ssc1)
Exons: 7
Coding region: 1-2085 (694 amino acids)
Biological process (GO): signal transduction
Cellular component (GO): protein phosphatase type 2A complex
Molecular function (GO): protein phosphatase regulator activity
Source: RefSeq, a predicted model, not a curated record
AUGAAAGGAUUCAGGCAGAGAGUGCACGAACAGCUUUCUCGGGCCAAAGACUCGAACAAAUCGUCGAAAAAGCGAGAUUCGUCAAAUAACUCAUCGUCCAGCUCGGCGUCUUCCGCCAGCCAGUCCCACCAUGCCCAGUCCUCUGCGAGCCCGAACCAUCUCACACCGAACUCGUCCACAACUUCGGUAAAUGAAAUCCGGGGAAAACAGGCCCCUCAAGCAGACAAUGCAUCAGCGGGAGGGAUCAAUGCUGCUGCCGUCCAUCACAAUGCGCAGGGCGCGGUUAAUCCUGCUCCAGCCGGACAGCACUAUAUACCUCAGAACCAGGCCAGUGCGGGUUCCCAUGCCGCUGGCCAGGCGGCCAACAACAACAAUAACAAUAACAACGUCCCUGCGACGCCCACUAGACAAGGACUGCAGCCUGCUCCCCCUAGUGUAGUCAUCAGUCCGAGUGGACCGCAUGUCCCUCCUCCUGGCGCCGCUGAGACUAUGCCUGGGGAUCUCGCCCCGCCCAAAAAAUCACAUGCCUUUGACAGAUUGCAGUCGACCCCGAAGGACAUGUCCGAGGGUAUUAGGACACCGAAGCGACAGCAUUCUUCAAGGUUUGACGUUUCAGACCAACGGCAUCGGGAAUUGGAGAAGCUGCCCGGUUUCCACGAAGUUCCCCCGCACCGCCGUCAAGAACUCUUCAUGCAGAAGAUUGACCAAUGCAACAUCAUUUUUGACUUCAAUGACCCGACUGCCGAUAUGAAGUCCAAGGAAAUCAAGCGGUUGGCGCUGCACGAGCUCCUCGAUUAUGUAGCCAACAAUCGUUCCGUCAUCACCGAGCCGAUGUAUCCUCGUGUUGUCGAGAUGUUUGCUAAGAAUCUAUUCCGUCCAAUUCCACCGCCAACCACGCCGCAAGGAGAGGCCUUUGACCCGGAAGAGGACGAACCGGUUUUGGAAGUGGCAUGGCCUCAUAUCCAGGUUGUCUACGAGUUCUUCCUCAGGUUUAUUGAGAGCCAGGACUUCAACACCAACAUUGCGAAACAGUAUAUCGAUCAUCAAUUUGUCCUUCAGUUACUCGAACUAUUUGACUCGGAAGAUCCCAGAGAGCGCGACUUUCUCAAGACAACAUUACAUCGCAUCUACGGCAAGUUUCUUAAUCUGCGGUCGUACAUACGUCGUUCGAUAAACAAUGUCUUUUUCCAAUUUAUCUAUGAAACCGAACGCUUUAACGGAAUCGCAGAAUUGCUGGAAAUUCUGGGAUCUAUUAUCAACGGAUUUGCUUUACCUUUGAAGGAAGAACACAAGCUGUUUUUGACUCGAGUUUUGAUUCCGCUCCACAAAGUGAAGUGCUUGAGCAUGUAUCAUCCGCAGCUGGCCUACUGCAUUGUCCAAUUCCUGGAGAAAGAUUCUGCACUGACCGAAGAGGUGAAUAGCACCAAAGAGGUCAUGUUUUUGAAUGAAGUCGAGGACAUCUUUGAGGUGAUGGACCCGGCAGAAUUUGUCAAGGUCCAGGAGCCUCUCUUUCAACAGCUAGCGAAAUCAGUCGCCAGUCCCCAUUUUCAGGUCGCAGAGCGUGCCUUGUAUUUCUGGAACAACGAAUACUUUUGUAACCUGGUUAGCGACAAUGUUGAGACGAUUUUACCCAUUAUGUUUGCUCCGCUUUAUGAGAACUCUAAGGGUCACUGGAAUAGAACCAUCCAUAGCAUGGUGUACAAUGCGAUGAAACUGUUCAUGGAAAUUAACCCUCAAUUAUUCGACGACUGCUCGCAAGCGUAUAAUGAACGGAUGAACAAUGCUGAACAGCGUGAAAAGGCGCGACGUGACAAAUGGAAAUUGUUGGAAGAACAAGCCGAGAAGCGGAAGAAAGGGCUCCUUCCUAGCUCUAGCUCUCAGUCAGGCUCGAGUUCUAACGCGAGUUCCAAUGGGAACUCCAGCGCCCCCGCGGACGGUGUCAUUGGUCGCGUUGAUGAAGUCGACUCACUCACGCAAGACAGUCAGAAGAGGCUGAACGCUCUCAAGCUGCAGGAUGAGGCGAGCCCCGUCAAAGAGCGGAGACUGCGCGAAUUAGAAAGCCAGAAUUCGGUUAGUACCUCAUGA